Molecule: messenger RNA, 1437 nt
Organism: Cadophora gregata
Lineage: Eukaryota; Fungi; Ascomycota; Leotiomycetes; Helotiales; Ploettnerulaceae
Exons: 3
Coding region: 1-1437 (478 amino acids)
Source: RefSeq, a predicted model, not a curated record
AUGAUGAAAAUGAGGUGUAUAUGGCUCACAGCCGCUCUGGUCCCCAGCAGUUUGGCUAUCACUCUACUCGAGCUGAUUGGGACCACUCCAGAACUGAGCACGCUGUACAGCUAUGUCAAUGGAUCUGCCAACGCGGCGAACUUCCUUGCCAGCAGCAACAACUUUACGUUCCUAGCUCCGAACAAUGAUGCCAUCUCGGCGUUGAUACAGAGUAAGGGGAAUGCUACGUUGACUGAGGACUUGCUGUUGGCAAGUGUGCAGUAUGGGAUGGUGAAGGGUGGGUUCCCGACGCUGUCGUUCUCGAAUAAUUCGCAAUUUGUAUCAACGAAUUUGGCGGGUCCGAAAUAUGCGAAUGUUACGGGUGGGCAGACUGUGGAACUGGUGACUGAUGAGAUUGGGAAUCCUCAAGUGGUGUCUGGAAACAAAGUAUCUGCAGGUGUCGCAGAUGAACUCAUAUGUACCGGAGGCAUCGUUCAUAUAAUCGACAAGUUCCUUUCCAUUCCGAUUCAGACUGUGUUACAAGUCUCCGCUGCGAAAAUGCAAUAUUUCGUCUCGAUUCUCAAUACUGCAGGGUAUCUGAAUACUGCCAAUUCAGCAUAUGUGGAUGGCAUCUUGAACGUUCCAGAUGUCACAUACUUCAUACCCAACUCAGCCAUUGCUCUGGAGAAAGCCACACGUCAGGCUGCGAAUUCGACAGCGGAGGAGACGAAAGCAGUUUUCCAGUACCAUGUUGUUCCCGGAUUCGUCGGCUACAGUAGUAUGCUCAAAGAUGGCAUGAGAUUGAAGACACAGGAAGGAUCAAGUUUGACGAUUACCAUGCAGGAUGGUGACAUGUAUGUCAAUUCUGCGAAGAUCAUAGCGUCGGAUUAUAUCGUUGCGAAUGGGGUUAUACAUGUGAUCGAUGAUCUCCUCGAUCGAUUCAACAACUCUCCUCGCAAAGUAACUCCAACUUCAACUUCUAGCUCCAACCUAACCUCAGCGACAAGCGAAAGCAGAGCUUCCGAACCAGCCUCAACACCUAGCACAUCCGAACCCUCUACCUCAGCCAACUCAGGCGGCCUAUCCACCGGGACCAAGAUCGCCAUCGGCGUCGGUUCAGGCGCCGGUGGACUCACCAUCCUAGCCGUCCUAGCCGUCAUAGCAGGCUGUCUAAUCCGCAGACGCAAGCAAAAGACCAGGCGAGCACUCAUGACACCACCGAACAGAGACAGCGCGCCAAGCCCGAUGGAGAGCUUCUACGUUCAGGGAGGAACGAUCCAUAAGAAAGACGAUGGGUAUGGCAUGGAGUAUAAGGUUGCUCCUACUGUGUCCAGGCAGUCGAGUAAUGCGGGUGGUGGUGGUGGAGGAGGAGGGAUUGGAGGACCUGAGAUUCCGCCGAGGAGUCCUGGGAGGACCACGCAUAGGGGUGGGAGAGGUGGGGAGGAUUCGUUCUUUUGA